Messenger RNA from Chara braunii, 1318 nucleotides. NCBI's taxonomy places the organism in Eukaryota, Viridiplantae, Streptophyta, Charophyceae, Charales, Characeae. The record is from the annotation of a GenBank genome assembly.
CGCACAGCGGGCGGCUGGAACACCCCUUGGGUGUUACUCGCGACUACAUGCAGAAGAUCUCGAGCUGGGUAGCUUCGCAAAUGGGGACAGCUUCAACGAAUGACGCGCAAACAGGGAGUAUCAUCAGAGAAGGGAGAAACGAAGUUGCGUAUUAGCAGGUCCAGAGGCGUCGCCAACGAAGAAGACCGAGCGGCUCUAUCAACGUUGAUGGAGGGAGAGAUGGACUCGGUGGGGGAGUUACGAUGUUAUGCGGAGGACUGGAUUGGCAUAGUGGAGGAGGGACACAAGCGGCUGCAGAUGAUAGUUGACGCGCUUACGUUGCAGCGACAGGAAGGGGGGGAGAUCUUGAUGGAGCGGUGGCUGGCGGACAGGACUCAGGAGAUGUUACACAUCAUAUGGGAGUUGGAGGAGGGGCCGGAUCCCCGGCUUGAUGACUACAUUGACUGGAGGAGAGUAGAGGGCAGGGAGUGCGCUUGCAAAUCCCUCUUUCGAUUAGGGUGUGACCUGUGCGAUCAGCUGGAGGACAGGCAAAAAAGUGGUGAGAUGGGCGAGGCGGGCGUUAACGGUGACAAGGACAACGGGUGGAAGGGAGGUUUGGAGGCCUGCGAAGAAGAUUGUGACAGCGACGGCAACAACGGUGGGUACAACAACAACAACAACAACAACAACAACAACAACAACGACAACGACAACAUCGACAUCAACGACGAAGAAGAUUGUGACAGCGGCAACAACAACGGCGGGUACAACAACAACAAUAACAACAACGUCAACGACAACAUCAACAACAACGUCAAUAACAACAACAAAGUCAACAAGAACAACAAUAUUAAUGGUAAAGGCAUCGAUGACGAUACCGGCGUCUAUGGAAGCGGCGGGGUGUUGACAGACAAGUCGCAAAUGGACGUAGGGGAGAUUGCGAUUGGUUUGGGAAAAGGGUUUGCUAUCUCCCCCCCUCCCUCCCCCCCCCUCGAUACUAGUCAUGAGGUCAAUAAUAACAACAAUGGUAAUAACAACAACGAUGACAGUGUGAUGGGAGCGGAGUUUUCUCCCCUCUCCAACUUUGACAGGCAGUUCCUCUUCGGGGUUAGGCUUAGGAUAGGGGUUGGAUAGAUGAUGAUGAUCGAGGUUGCUCGGCCCACAACAUCGAUCAGCAAUGAGGGGCUGGUCGCCCCGCGGAUUAGACGUGGGCUGCUUAGAGAUUACUUUGCGGGAGGUUGUUCCCUGUCUAGAAUGCAUAUAGUGACAUAUUAGGGUUAAUGACGCAGCAAGUUAAUCCUCCUCUGGUAUGGGGGAGCAAUCAAUGCCUCUGCACAGA